CGGCUGUUCCGGCCCCUCCCGCCGCGGCGAAGGGGCGCCCAAUGGCCGCCGUAAAGGGGCCGGGCCCGAGGCCGAGUAGACACGUGUCCCCGCACCGCCCGUUCACACGUACAACCGCGCGGUAGCCCCGCGGCGGGGAGGGAGCGAAGCUGUCCCCAGCUAUGGAGAGCUUCCUGAGAGGCUGCAGGGCCGCCCUUCAGGUCACCAAGAACACCCUCUUUUGCCCUGGGCUCCCUCGACAAACCCCUUCUCUGGAAGCUCUCUCUUUCCCACAGAGCAGGCCUGUGGCCGCACACGUGUCCCCGGGCGAACACAUUCAGAGCAGAAAGGAAGUCCACGUGGUGCUCGGGAACGAGGCCUGCGAUCUGGACUCUACGGUGUCCGCCUUGGUCCUUGCCUACAUCUUGGCGAAGACAUCUCCAGACUCGAAGGCGGCCUUCGUUCCUGUCAUCAACAUCCCCCGUUUAGACUUCCCGCUACGUACAGAGAGCACCUUCCUUCUCCAGCAGCAACAGAUCCCUGGGAAUGCCCUUGUCUUCCGGGAUGAGAUCGAUCUGGCUGGCUUGCACCGGGCGGGCCUGCUGUCCCUGACGCUGGUUGACCACCACGUCUUGCCAAGCAGGGACGCGGCGCUGGAGUCGGCUGUGGUCGAGGUGGUGGACCACCGCCCCCUGGAGAGGGAGAGGGCCCCUCCCUGCAGAGUCAAAGCCGAGCUGGUGGGCUCCUGUGCCACCCUGGUGACCGAAAGGAUCCUGCUGGGGCCCGUGCACACUUUAGACAGCCAGGUGGCUGCUCUGCUGUACGGAACAAUCUUGCUGGACUGCGUGAACAUGGCUGCCGAAGCGGGCAAAGUGACUCCGAAGGACAGUCAUUACAUUUCUCUUCUGGAAUCGAUGUUCCCCGAGCUGCAGCCAAGAAACGACGUCUUUGACGCCCUGCAGAGAGCCAAGUUUGAUGUCUCAGGCCUCACCACGGAGCAGAUGCUGCGGAAGGACCUCAAGAGCCUUGCCGGCAAGGGAACAGCGGUGGCCAUCAGUGCCAUAUACGUCGCUCUUCGGGAUUUCUUGCACCGUCCUGGGCUGGAGCAGGACCUGGGUGCCUUCUGUCGCCAAAGGGGCUACGAUGCGCUGAUCGCCAUGACCAUCUCCUUCACUGAAUGCAGCGAGCCAUUCCGGCAGCUGGCGGUGUACGGGCAGCAGGCUGAGCUUCGGGCAGCGGUCUGCCAAGCCUUGGAGCACUCUAGCAGCCCGCCCCUCAGCCUCUCCCACCUCGAGAGCCCGUGCCCCACCAUCCGCGCCUACCACCAGGGUAACACCACCGCCUCCCGCAAGAAAGUCCUUCCGAUCGUCCAAGAAUUCCUGCGGCAGCGGGCUGGGCACGAUCCUACCGGCCCCAGCAUGCAGACAGAUGUUUCUGGCGGCGGCCCCCCAACGAGGGUGGAGCCCCAAGGCGCGGGGAGCCGUGACGCGGACUGCAACGUGGCUGCGAAAGAUCCCCCGAAGCCCCACUGCCCGGGGGAGGACUUGGCGGAUGAUGACACCCCCCUGCCGCCAACCCCGAUGAACAGCCUGGUGGAUGAGUGCCCCCUGCACCAGGGCCUCCCCAGGGUCUCCCCCGAGGCCAUCUUCGAGAAGGUCACCCGCAUGGCCACGGAUCGCUCUCUGGCCAGCCGGAGCCCCACAAAGAAGUGAUUCCGGGCCCACGCCGGGCACCUCUGAAUUCAGGGGGUGGGCGUGGAGGGCCGGGAACCCCGUUCGUUUGGCUGAAUUAAUUGUAUGACAUGAUCGGUGAUUAAUCCCCAUUGCAGUGAGCAGAAAGGAAGGCUGGGGUGGGGGCUACCACCACUAAGGGUGGGGGUCAAGAUUAAAUUGACGACCCGCUGCACAAUUGCAGAAGAGCACAGCGGGGCCGUUCUGAUCCUCUGGGACAGAACUGGUGGGCGCAGCGUUCCCGCGCCCCAACCCCCUUUCCUUCUGCAUCCUUCAAAACAGUUCCAGCUGAUGAUGAGGACAGGAUAUUGGGGUCCCCAGAAAUGCUUUCCCUGGUUGUGGGGAGGGGGACUUAGUUCAAAUGCUGUUUAUGCAACAGUGACGCGCACUCAGACCCACCAAAAAAUGUUCUGGAGCUGCAUUUUUAAACUUUUUUUUUUUUUUGGCACAAGCCGAGUGUGUGAAAACCUCCCAUUAACGGGGACUGAGUUCUGAGGGUGGAUUUCAGAAUGUCUCUAUCAAAUGGAGGACAAAGGGGGACCCUAUGAAAUGUAGAAAGCGCAUGAAAUGUAGAAAGCGCUGUUGCGCUCUCUAGAUUGCAAACACGUGGUGGGAAGGCUCCAGCAGAGCAUUUUCUGGUAGGCCGAGUAGAAUGAGACUUGGGCUAAUACCCCACUACUGAAUAAAAGCACCCGUAUCCUGUUACUUAAA
Candoia aspera is the source of this 2420-nucleotide messenger RNA. RefSeq names its product prune exopolyphosphatase 1 (gene PRUNE1). NCBI's taxonomy places the organism in Eukaryota, Metazoa, Chordata, Lepidosauria, Squamata, Candoiidae. Gene Ontology annotation, molecular function: exopolyphosphatase activity. Bases 162 to 1691 code for a protein of 509 amino acids. The record is from RefSeq and is a predicted model, not a curated record. The transcript is spliced from 9 exons. Gene Ontology annotation, cellular component: cytoplasm.